AUGGAUAUUUUCAAGCGACUGCAGAUUAAUAUUCCUAUUUUGGAUGCUAUGGAGCAGAUGCCAACUUAUGCAAAAUUCAUGAAAGAGCUCCUAACAAAGAAAAGAAAAUUUUCUGAAGAGACAGUGGAGCUGGAAGCAGGGUGCAGUGCUAUAAUCCAGAAAUCAUUACCUCAGAAAUCUAAAGACCCUAGGAGAUUCACAAUUCCAGUACCAAUUGGAACAUUGCCAAUAGAUAAAGCAUUGCUCGACUUGGGUGCAAGUAUAAAUUUGAUGCCUCUGUCUAUGCUACGAAGAAUAGGAGAUUUGGAAGUAAAGCCUACAAGGAUGACACUACAAUUAGCUGACAGAUCUUUGAAGUAUCCAUAUGGAAUGGUAGAGGAUGUUUUAGUAAAAGUUGACAAAUUCAUAUUCCCAGUCGAUUUUGUUGUGAUGGAUAUUGAGGAAGACAUUGAAGUCCCUCUGAUACUGGGAAGACCUUUCAUGAAAACAGCCAAGGUCAUUAUUGAUGUUGAUGAUGGCAAACUGAAGGUCAGAGUGCAGGAUGAUGAAGUCAACUUUACUGUAUUCGAGGCAAUGCAACACACUAAAGACAAACAACAAUGUUUCAAAGUGGAUGUGAUAGAUGAAACUUUUUUAUCAGCUAGGAAGCAAGUGACAAAAGCAAACCCUUUAAAAAAGGCUUUAGCUGGUGUUCAUGAUCCAAAGGCAGCAGGAGAAAAAAGAAAAUUACAACUGCCAGAAUUGGAGGAAAGGAGACUCAGCACUUAUAAGUCCUCUAAGCUCUACAAGGAAAAGAUGAAAGUUUAUCAUGACAAGAAAAUUCUCAAAAGAGAAUUUUAUCCAGGCCAAUCAGUGUUAUGGUUCAAUUCCAGGUUGAGAUUAUUCCCUGGAAAGCUAAAAUCAAAGUGGUAA
This is a messenger RNA of Vigna unguiculata (cowpea), 912 nucleotides long. RefSeq lists its product as uncharacterized. The record is from RefSeq and is a predicted model, not a curated record. Lineage: Eukaryota; Viridiplantae; Streptophyta; Magnoliopsida; Fabales; Fabaceae.